Colossoma macropomum (tambaqui) is the source of this 952-nucleotide messenger RNA. RefSeq names its product putative C-type lectin domain family 20 member A. The transcript is spliced from 5 exons. Bases 1 to 933 code for a protein of 310 amino acids. The record is from RefSeq and is a predicted model, not a curated record. NCBI's taxonomy places the organism in Eukaryota, Metazoa, Chordata, Actinopteri, Characiformes, Serrasalmidae.
AUGGGCAUCGGUCUGCUGCUGAUCACAGGUUUUUUCACGCUGGCCUCUGGCCUCUCUCUGCGCUAUCACUUUGUAAAUGAGUCCAGGAACUGGACAGAAGCCCAGAGGUACUGCAGAGAGCAGUACGAUGACCUGGCCACGGUGCAGAACAUGGACGACAUGAACCAGUUGGUCGCAUCUGUCAACGGCAGUUACAACGGCUCGGCCUGGAUCGGACUGUACAACGUCAUAAAUCCAUGGAGGUGGUCCCUGGAUGACCGCAACUCCGGCGGUCCUACGGAACUCACUUACACCAACUGGUACCCUGGACGACCUCUGGACGGACAGUGCAUUUGGAAGCUAAAGCCUCUGUACAACGGGCUCUGGUCCGACGUCGGCUGUGACGUUCUUCAGUAUUUCAUUUGCUAUGAUGGGAGAGAUAGCGCUGUCCAGCCUUACGUCCGAAUAGCGCUGUUUAUGAACUUCACUGAUGCUCAGAGUUACUGCCGGCAGCACUACACUGAUCUCGCCAGCGCCAGAGACGUGUCUGAGGACCUCAUGAUCGCCAGCAUUCAGACCAGCCACCAUUUCUAUAUCGGCCUGUACAGGACCAACACUCUCACGUGGUCAGACGGGAGUAACUCCACUUUUAGAUACUGGGCUGCUGGGCAGCCACAUUUGUAUCAAGGAACGCCGUACUGUACCGCUACGUCAAUUUACGACUCCGGAAAGUGGACAGAUAAUUACUGCACGGACACUCGGCCUUUCGUGUGCCACAGCGUGAAGACAGAUCCUGUGGUUGGACUGAGGGUGGCGUUCAGGACGUGGAGGAACCUGUCAGAGUCUGAGAUCAGGGAUCUGGUGUCUCAGAAGAUUAAAGAGCAGCUGGUCAUUGGGGGACUUCCUGACAUCAUCACUGUAAACGUGACACGAAUCAAUAAACGCAGCCCCUGAGGGAAACACUCAGACUCCG